AUGUCUCCACCGGUAACUUCUCGUGCUGCUUCUGGCCAAGCUUCUCCGCGCUCGAACGGUUCCUUGUCUCCACCGGCGUUCGUGGAUGAUCAGGGAUCCGUCUCGUACAAUUCGGACUCUCCAAGAGAUUUGAGUCCUCUUCUUCUUUCGGAGCUAGCUUGCUUGAACAUGCGUGAAGUCGUCGCAAGACCAGGACUUGGAACCAUCGGUCGUCAAAUUCCGGUCAAAUCCAACUUCUUUGCUGUUGAUUUGAAAAAUCCGAAAAUGGUUGUGAUUCAAUAUCACGUCGAAGUGCAUCAUCCAGGAUGCAGAAAACUGGACAAAGAUGAAAUGCGUAUCAUCUUCUGGAAGGCAGUGUCUGAUCAUCCGAACAUCUUCCAUAACAAGUAUGCAUUGGCUUAUGAUGGUGCCCACCAACUUUAUACUGUUGCUCGUUUGGAAUUCCCUGAGGCAACAAUUCGUCUGGAUUGUGAGGCCACUCUUCCGAAAGACAAUCGUGAUCGUACUCGUUGUGCCAUUUCGAUCCAAAAUGUUGGACCAGUAUUGUUGGAAAUGCAACGUACUCGUACCAACAAUUUGGAUGAACGUGUUCUCACUCCCAUCCAAAUUUUGGAUAUCAUUUGCCGCCAAUCGUUGACUUGUCCUCUUUUGAAGAACUCCGCCAACUUUUACACUUGGAAAUCUUCCUGCUACCGUAUUCCAACUGCAGCUGGACAGGCUCUUGAUCUGGAAGGUGGAAAAGAAAUGUGGACUGGAUUCUUUUCGAGUGCUCACAUUGCAAGUAACUACCGUCCAUUGUUGAACAUUGACGUGGCCCAUACUGCCUUCUACAAGACUCGUAUCACUGUUCUCCAGUUCAUGUGUGAUGUUCUCAAUGAGAGAACUUCCAAACCGAACCGUAACAACAAUCCACGUGGAGGCCCAGGAGGACCAGGAGGUCCAGGAGGAUAUCGUGGUGGACGUGGAGGAGGAAGAGGUGGGGGAUACGGUAACUUUGGUAAUCGUGGAGGACCACCAAACGGAGGAGGUCGUGAUGAUUUUGGAGGAAAUGGACUCACAUUCACUAUGGAUACUUUGAGUCGUGAGACCCAAUUGUCCCAAUUCGAAUCGAGAAUCUUCGGAGAUUCAAUUCGAGGAAUGAAAAUCCGUGCAACUCAUCGUCCUAAUGCCAUCCGUGUCUACAAGGUGAACAGUCUUCAACUUCCAGCUGACAAGCUCAUGUUCCAAGGAAUUGAUGAAGAAGGUCGUGAAGUUGUUUGCUCGGUUGCUGACUACUUCUCUGAAAAGUACGGACCUCUCAAGUAUCCGAAGUUGCCAUGUCUUCAUGUUGGACCUCCAACUCGUAACAUCUUCUUGCCAAUGGAGCAUUGUCUUAUUGAUUCUCCACAGAAGUACAACAAAAAGAUGACUGAGAAACAAACAAGUGCUAUCAUCAAGGCUGCUGCUGUUGAUGCGACUCAACGUGAGGAGAGAAUCAAACAAUUGGCUGCACAGGCUUCAUUCUCGACGGAUCCAUUCCUUCGUGAAUUCGGAGUUGCCGUCUCUUCUCAAAUGAUUGAAACAACUGCUCGUGUCAUUCAACCACCACCAAUUAUGUUCGGAGGAAACAAUCGUUCCGUGAAUCCAGUUGUUUUUCCGAAGGACGGAUCAUGGUCAAUGGAUCACCAGACGCUUUACAUGCCAGCCACAUGCCGUAGUUAUUCGAUGAUUGCUCUUGUGGAUCCACGUGAUCAAACGAAUCUUCAGACAUUCUGUCAAUCUUUGACCAUGAAAGCAACUGCAAUGGGAAUGAACUUUCCUCGUUGGCCGGAUCUUGUCAAAUACGGUAGAUCGAAGGAAGAUGUUUGCACCUUGUUCACUGAAAUUGCUGAUGAAUAUCGUGUCACUAGCACUGUUUGUGACUGCAUUAUUGUGGUUCUUCAGGCUAAAAACUCGGAUAUCUACAUGACCGUGAAAGAGCAAUCUGAUAUUGUUCAUGGAAUCAUGUCUCAAUGUGUUCUCAUGAAGAAUGUCAGUCGUCCAACACCAGCUACUUGUGCCAACAUUGUGUUGAAGUUGAACAUGAAAAUGGGCGGAAUCAACAGUCGUAUCGUUGCUGAUCAAAUUACCAACAAAUACCUUGUGGAUCAGCCAACAAUGGUUGUCGGAAUCGAUGUCACCCAUCCAACUCAAGCUGAAAUGCGCAUGAAUAUGCCAUCGGUGGCUGCUAUUGUUGCCAACGUAGACUUGCUUCCACAAUCUUAUGGUGCGAAUGUGAAAGUGCAGAAGAAAUGUCGCGAGUCGGUUGUCUACUUGCUCGAUGCUAUUCGUGAAAGAAUUAUCACUUUCUACAGACACACCAAGCAAAAGCCAGCUCGUAUUAUCGUCUAUCGUGAUGGAGUUUCGGAAGGACAGUUCUCGGAAGUUCUUCGUGAAGAGAUUCAAUCCAUUCGUACCGCCUGUCUUGCAAUUGCAGAAGAUUUCCGUCCACCAAUCACCUACAUUGUUGUUCAGAAGAGACAUCAUGCUCGAAUCUUCUGUAAAUUCCCGAAUGAUAUGGUUGGAAAAGCAAAGAAUGUUCCACCUGGAACUACUGUCGACACUGGAAUUGUUUCUCCCGAAGGAUUUGAUUUCUACUUGUGUUCUCACUAUGGAGUUCAAGGAACUUCUCGUCCUGCGAGAUAUCAUGUUCUUCUCGACGAAUGCAAGUUUACUGCUGAUGAAAUCCAGAGUAUCACUUAUGGAAUGUGUCACACCUAUGGACGUUGUACUCGUUCUGUCUCUAUUCCAACCCCUGUUUACUAUGCUGAUUUGGUUGCUACUCGUGCCCGCUGUCACGUCAAAAGAAAGCUCGGUCUUGCCGAUAAUGCUGACUGUGACACCAACUCGAUGUCUUCAUCUCUUGCUUCGUUGCUCAAUGUAAGAACUGGAAGUGGAAAAGGAAAGAAGUCGCAUAUUUCGAGUGUUGAGGAUGAGACUUUCUCUCUCCCAGAUGCUUCUUCUGAUCAAAUUCUCCAGGAUUGUGUUUCGGUUGCUGGAGACUUCAAGAGUCGUAUGUACUUCAUUUGA
Messenger RNA from Caenorhabditis remanei, 3048 nucleotides. RefSeq lists its product as uncharacterized. Lineage: Eukaryota; Metazoa; Nematoda; Chromadorea; Rhabditida; Rhabditidae. Bases 1 to 3048 code for a protein of 1015 amino acids. The record is from RefSeq and is a predicted model, not a curated record. Gene Ontology annotation, molecular function: protein binding; RNA binding. The transcript has 9 exons.